Molecule: messenger RNA, 1593 nt
Organism: Colletotrichum graminicola M1.001
Lineage: Eukaryota; Fungi; Ascomycota; Sordariomycetes; Glomerellales; Glomerellaceae
Product: amine oxidase
Exons: 3
Coding region: 1-1593 (530 amino acids)
Molecular function (GO): oxidoreductase activity
Source: RefSeq, a predicted model, not a curated record
AUGCCUCGUACACCCUCGUUGGAUUCCGUCGUCUCUGUAGGAUCUCCCAUUGACGUCAAGUUUAGGAAGAAGGUCGCAGUUGUCGGCAGUGGAUGCGCCGGCAUCGCUGCUCUCUGGGCGCUGAACCGAAGCUACCAUGAUGUCUACAUGUAUGAGGCCUCAUCGAGGCUUGGCGGUCAUACUAACACCGCAACUUGGAAAAAUGGAAAAUACGAGACCAUUGUAGAUACCGGUUUCAUCGUUCUCAACACGGCAACAUAUCCAAAUUUCAUCAACUUCCUCAAGAGGGUCAAGGUGGACACGGUGCCGACUGAGAUGACAUUCGGUGUCACUCGAGAUCAUGGCUUGUUCGAAUGGGCUGGCACCAGCUUGGAUGCUGUCUUCGCCCAAAGAAAAAACAUCUUUUCACCUCGGAUGUGGCGCAUGAUCUUUGACAUCAUACGCUUCAACCAGUUCGCCUUGGACCUGCUGAUGGCCGAUGACGACGAGAACGACGCUGCCGCUAUGAAUGGCGACAGUAAAGGAGCCGAGAGGGAAGAAACGAUCGGAGAGUAUCUGGAACGUGAAGGCUAUUCUGAUGCCUUCAGGGACGAUUAUCUCAUUCCUAUGACUGCCGCCGUGUGGAGCACAAGCCCGGACAAGUGCACUUUGGACUUCCCGGCCGUCACCCUCGUCCGUUUCAUGUGGAAUCACCAUCUCCUGUCGACGGUUUCUACAAGACCCCAGUGGCUCACUCUCAAGAAGUGCGGCAAGUCGUACAUUGAUGCUGUCAUGAACGGCUUCCCUUCUAAUCACCUAUUCCUCAACACGCAAGUUACACAGGUCACGAGUGAGGAGGAUGGCAGAGUGCGAGUGCACGCUCACAAUGGCAAGUCAGAUGUCUACGACCAUGUCAUCCUGGCAACACAUGGAGACCAGGCUCUCAAGAUCAUUGAAGGAUCGGCUACGCGCGAAGAGAAGGACAUCCUCUCGGCGUUUCAAACCUCGGAGAACACAGUCAUUCUCCACUCCGAUCUCUCGCUGAUGCCGGCUUCUGAAAAGGCGUGGUCCAGCUGGAACUACCUUACCCUCUCCUCACCUUCGACCGGCAAGCAGAACAUCGACCAAGUCUCUCUUACCUACAACAUGAACAUUCUCCAGCACAUCCCUCGCGAAACGUUCGGUGACGUCCUCGUUACGAUGAACCCUCUGCACCAGCCGAACCCAGACACGAUCCAAGCCUCCUUCACCUACCGCCACCCCCUUUACACGCCCGCUGCCGUUCGUGCUCAAAAGCUUUUGCCUCGUAUACAGAACAAGCGAGGUAUCAGUUAUGCUGGUGCAUGGACGAAGUACGGCUUCCAUGAGGACGGUUUUAGCAGUGGACUGCAUGCUGCUCAAGAUCACCUCUAUGCCAAGCUGCCUUUCCAGUUCGUGGACUCAACCUACAGUCGCGGAAGGAAACCCUCUCUUGGCCUCGCCGAUCUCUUUGUGCGACUAGUUAUACUUAGCAUUCAGGUUUUUGUCAUCAGAGUGCUGGAGAGGGUUGUGGGCGUGGCCGAGAGGGCGAUAUACCCCCGUGCGAGGAGGCUGAAGAAUGUCAAAGCCGCGUAG